AUGAACCGAGGUCAAGGAAUGAGAAGUCCGAAGGCUUCCUCCCAGAAGAUCCCUUUGCAGAGAUUGUCACGAGGGCUCCUCCGUCGUCCGAGCCAGAUCUCGUACAGAGAAAGCAUUUCCGAAGUCUCAAAGAAUACAACGAGUAUCGUGAGCAGGAGUACAAUCAGUAUCGAAAGCAUGCACAAAACGGAGCGCUCUACAGAAUCUACCCGAAUAUGCACGAAAAAGACUCGUCCUAUUGCUCCGACCUACGAGGGAUGUUCAUGUUCACUUGCCAGCCAAGUAAACCCCUACGUAUAG
Messenger RNA from Ostertagia ostertagi, 300 nucleotides. Lineage: Eukaryota; Metazoa; Nematoda; Chromadorea; Rhabditida; Trichostrongylidae. The record is from the annotation of a GenBank genome assembly.